AUGGUUGGCAAAAAAUCCUAUCUAACCCCGUAUCCCGAUUCUUCUUCGAUCACAAUUUUUGUUAUUUUUUUUACGAUUGUUUCUCUCUUUCUCUUUCUCCCUUUUCCUUCUCCCUCUCUCUUUCCACACUCUCUCUCCCCUUUCUCUCUUCCCCCUCUCUCGCUUUUCCCAUUCUCUCUCCCUUCUCCGCUCUCUCUCUCUCUCUUUCUCUUUCACCACAUUCUCUCUCUUCAUCCCCCUCUUUCUUUCCUUACUCCCACUUUCUCCCCCUCUCGCCCUGUAUCUCUCCUUCCCCAAUGUCUCUCUAUCUCUCUCCCCCUCUCUUUUUUUCUCUCUCUCUCUCCCUCUCACCCCCUUUCUCUCGCUUUCUCUCUCUGGUCAAAUGUCAAAAUGUCUGAAGAGAUUCUUUCUGUAAAUAUAUUCAACAAAUUGGCUCAAGUAGGGAACGUUGAAAAGAAAGAAAGAAAGAAAAAGAAAACAAAUUUCUUUUUCUUUCUUUCUUUCUUUCUUUCUUUCUUUCUUUCUUUCUUUCUUUUAGACUUUUCUUUUUUCAUUUUUUCUCAUUGUUCAUUCUUUCUUUUCUCUUUGUUUUUCUUUCUUUCUUUGAUCUUCCUUUGA
This is a messenger RNA of Acanthosepion pharaonis, 618 nucleotides long. Lineage: Eukaryota; Metazoa; Mollusca; Cephalopoda; Sepiida; Sepiidae. The record is from the annotation of a GenBank genome assembly.